Molecule: messenger RNA, 1905 nt
Organism: Zingiber officinale
Lineage: Eukaryota; Viridiplantae; Streptophyta; Magnoliopsida; Zingiberales; Zingiberaceae
Exons: 4
Source: RefSeq, a predicted model, not a curated record
AGUGAAGUUGUUGUUAUUUUGCAGGAUUUUGAAGAUGUGUUCCCCAAGGAAGUACCUCACGGAUUGCCACCAAUGAGGGGAAUUGAACACCAAAUAGACCUUAUUCCUGGCGCUUCUCUGCCCAAUAGGCCAGCUUAUAGGAGCAACCCUCAAGAAACAAAGGAGAUACAAAAUCAAGUGGAGGAGUUAUUGCAAAAAGGAUGGGUUAGAGAAAGUUUAAGUCCUUGUGCUGUACCCGUAAUUUUGGUGCCUAAAAAGGAUGGAACAUGGAGGAUGUGCACUGACUGUAGAGCCAUCAACAACAUCACAAUUCGGUAUAGACAUCCUAUCCCUAGACUUGAUGAUUUGCUUGAUGAAUUGCAUGGUGCUUGCUUCUUUUCUAAAAUUGAUUUGAAAAGUGGGUACCAUCAAAUUAGGAUAAGGGAAGGGGAUGAAUGGAAAACAGCUUUCAAAACCAAAUAUGGAUUGUAUGAAUGGUUGGUAAUGCCUUUUGGGUUAACUAAUGCACCAAGUACUUUUAUGAGACUUAUGAACCAUGUCUUACGAGAUUUUCUUGGUUUUGUCAUAAGUUCUAAAGGAGUGCAGGUUGAUGAAGGGAAAGUUAAGGCCAUUAGAGAUUGGCCAACUCCUAAAACUUAUUUGAAAGGGCAAGGGAAGCUCAACAAAAGGCAUGCCAAAUGGGUCGAAUUUCUUGAACAAUUUCCUUAUGUGAUUAAGCAUAAGCAAGGAAAGGUAAACGUUGUAGCAGAUGCACUUUCAAGAAGGUAUAACUUGUUAGCUACACUUGAAACUAAAUUGCUUGGCUUUGAACAUAUUAAGAAAUUGUAUAUACAUGAUAAUGAGUUUUCCCAAUUAUAUGUUGCGUGUGAAAAGAAAUCACAAAAUGGGUUUGCUAGGCAUGACAACUACUUGUUUAAGAAUAAUAGACUUUGUGUGCCUAGAGGAUCCAUGCGUAAAUUGCUAGUUAGGGAAGCACAUGAGGGGGGUUUAAUGGGACACUUUGGGGUUCAAAAGACCAUGGGGAAAUCAGUGGAAGAGGAGUACUUGUGUGCGAUCCGAACCAGUUCCUACACCAACUUGUGCCUCCAGGUCGAGGAGGCCUUGUCAGCGUCGGCGUCGGCGCCGUCUCCGUCUCCGGACUACACUGUCCUUCUGCAGCCGGACCAGGAGACGCUCGCUGGCAUCAUCCGCGAUGCGCAGCCACGGCUGCCGCGCCUCGUCGUCGCUUUCUUCAACACCACCUCCCGCGCCUGCCGCUCCUGCGGCUCUCUGCUCGACUCCAUCCACAGCGCGCGCGCGAACCAGGCGCAGCUGGGAGAGGCCCGCUUCGCUGCCGGGGCAGGCGGCAGAUCCUUCGCCAUCGCAGGGCUCCGGCGGUUCCGCCGGCAGCGGAACCCCUUCAGUGAGGAGGUGGAGCUGGACGACCCGGUGGCGCAGCAGCUGAUGAUGACGCAUCGGCAGCUGGCGGUGAGUCGGGGGAGGCAGCGGCGGCGGAGGAUGGCGGCGCGGUUUUGUGGCGGGAGGGAGGGGGCCGAGGAGGAGGGGAGGGAGGCGGCGCAGGUGGGGGCGGCUGCACGGGGUGCGUUCGCGUUGGAGAGGGACAUGGACACGUUGGGGAGCAUGGUGAGGAGGGUGCGGGAGGAGAUCGAUCACGCGCGACAAGUGAUCAGGAUGCUGAUGGUGGCGGAGGCUGAGGAGGAGGAGGAGGAUAAGGAGUGGCCGUCAGGGAUGGAGCGGGUGCUGGUGAUGGCGGAGGAGGUGGUGCGGGAGCUGGGAGCGAGGGAAAGAGGGUUGAUGCAGCAGCUGAGGGAGCUGGAGGAGUACAUCUUCUUGUGCUUCAUCAACAUAAACAGGACAAGGAGAAUGGUGGUGCACCACAUCCAACUUCGCCACACGUCUCAAUGA